Molecule: messenger RNA, 593 nt
Organism: Baudoinia panamericana UAMH 10762
Lineage: Eukaryota; Fungi; Ascomycota; Dothideomycetes; Mycosphaerellales; Teratosphaeriaceae
Exons: 2
Coding region: 102-416 (104 amino acids)
Source: RefSeq, a predicted model, not a curated record
CUGGCGCUGAUACGGAGAACUAAAUGUAUCGCGAAUGUGAAGUGCAGAGCACUAUCAAUUCACAUCUGGAUCCGUGAAACUUAUGAGGCGUUAUAUGGACCAUGAUCAGUAAGAUGGCUCCUAUGGAUCUUUGCACAAGCUCACCGUGGUGGUGCGUAGUCUCGCCUGAAGCAGAGACUCGCGUGUAUCAUUCCAGUGGACCGGAAAGACGGUACAAGGGAACCAGUGCUGGAUUAUCGCCCAGAAACAAAAAGUAUCACCAUCUAGAACGUCAAAGCGAUGCGGGAAAUCUGCAUGGUCUUCAUAGAAACUCUCACCGAGACUCUGCACGUUUCAUUAUCUCGCAGUUAGAGCACGAAAAAGCGAAGUGUUCCUACGUGUACAAGAGCAUUGUUCAAGAGCCCAGACCCCCUUAAAGAAGUCGUGAAGAAGAUCAAAUGCAGGGACGCUUGGUUGCUAGACCAAGAUUAUGGUGAACUGCAGUGGGUCGUCGUGCAGUGCUUAGUUGCCUGAAUCGGGUCUUCCAGAGUGGAAGCUCCUUCAGGUUGAUCGUCAAAGUCUACUCUCAUCGAACGCGCAGUAUGAAAGAAGCG